Molecule: messenger RNA, 2820 nt
Organism: Giardia duodenalis
Lineage: Eukaryota; Fornicata; Diplomonadida; Hexamitidae
Exons: 1
Coding region: 1-2820 (939 amino acids)
Source: RefSeq, a predicted model, not a curated record
AUGGACAAUGAUAAACCGGCCGUUCAACGCUACCGGAGUUCUAGUGCAGUCUCGGUAGUAACCGACUUAACCAGUGCUUCACCGCAGCACAAGGUCUCCUUGACUAGAGGGAUUUGGAACCCUGAGGUGAUAAAGGGUAUCAACCCCCAGCAUGGAUACUACCUUGAUACUACUCACUUAGAAAAGAUCCAUACUCAUAAACCUAUAUCACCGUCAAGAAGAGUUGUGUCACCGUCUGCUAGAUCCGUAGAGAAAUUCAAGGCGUUGACAAACUAUAUCCUAGCGUCUAAUCAGCUGCAAAGUAGCACCAACCAUCUUCAAGUAGACGCAGAAACAACACACUCUACAAGAAGAACGGUACAACGGCCAUUGGUCAUAGAUUUAGGUGUCCCUGUAGAAAAAAGAGAAAAGCCCUCCUUUUCCUCCAGCACAGAGGCACUGAUUGCUUCUGGAUUUCGCCCAGACAAAUUAGUAAGUGCUUUGGCAAAUAGAAAGGAUGGCUCUCAAGCUUCUCAGAGCCCGGAGGUCAUGGCAGUGAGCUCACAGAAAGUGCAGUCAGAUGCUACCCAAGCCCACGGAUCCAAUCAUAAACAACAGAGUCGAAUGGAGAGAACCACCACACGAGGUAAAUCUCCAAUUGCACGCCCAUAUGCUCAUCAAGCGCGGCAAUCAAGCCUUAGAAAAAAGAAUGAACCAAGACCACUUGGGCCAAUACAGCAGCAAAGGAUUACGUUUCAAUUUCCAUCGCUGCUAGAGAUAAUACCGUUAUUUCCAGCGUCAACCAUUCUUUAUUUUAUCACAGAGGAACCUCAAUCUGCAUUUUCUGACAGUCUUCAGCGCGCCUCUGCCCUAAGAAACAUUGCGUACUUGAGAUUGUACGAUGUCUUGCCCAUUAGAAACUGUCCAGGCGUGGAAGACUGUACCGAUUACUUGUCAGUGCAGUCUAAGAGCACUAAUGCAUAUAUACCAAUCUCUCCAUGGACAUCGUCUAUGCAGAUACAGCAACGCGGCAGCGCGAAUGGACGGUAUAUUGGUAGUCCGUCUAGAAGGCCAUCUCCGCAUCUUUCGAAGCUAACGGACAACAUCACUAUAAAUAUCCAGAAGUCUAGUGCUAAGCAAACAGCAGCGUUAGUUGCCGCUACAAGAAUAAUUGAUGGGCUAGCAACUGCUUCUGUCACAUCUGGGACGCUACCAGAGUGUUUGGUUUCUUUAAUAGACACUUGCCUCCUAGCAAUCCAAGAAGAUAAUACACUCUGUGACCCAACGGAGAGUGCGGAGAACCUUAAAACGGACGCUGAUGUCUCAAUUAGAACGGUAGCUACUAUGAUCAGCAAAAACUUGAUUGGUACUAUUAAACAGUUGUUGGCAGAAAGCAUGUCAUACACCUGUGGGAAGACAGUUAUAGAACAGCAGAUCCUCACUAGCCAACGUAAAGAAGUGCAUAGUUCGGCAAACAGCGCGCUUACCAGAUACCUUUCGCCUGCGUACACCAUACUGAAUCGACUGCAGCUUCUGGCAAAUCUAUCAAUAGAGCCGACGACAGAGCUUCUGGAAUUAACGGUUGCCUCGAAGCGGCCGCGAACAUUCGCAUUUUUGGUGCAUGCGGCCUCCGUUCUAUGUUUAGUUGGACCUGGGAUAAAGGAUGCCUUCUUCACAGGGCAAUUCAUGGGCCAACUAGCUGACUUUACGGGGCGGCUAUUGGUCGAUAGACUAACUUUCACGCAAGUCAAUACGUCAACUAUGCUUCACGUUUCCUUAGCUGUUCUGUGUAGGCUUAACUAUUCGUUUGGAUUUGUCCUGCUUCCCUAUACCACCCAAGCUCUAAAUGCUGUCCUAGUGGACCUAAUUAAAAUGUCUAGUACUAUUAUCACUAAGCCAUCCGGCCUUAAAAGCGAUCACGAUCCUGGCUAUGUCGGUAAUCUCUCACAGCACGGACCAAAGACUUAUCAUAAGGUAACCAGAGAUAAUACCGUGGCAAUACAUGCUAUUAGUAAGUUUUUGCCCCAAACAGACGAAGAGAGAUCCGUUCAGACAGAAUACCUUGAAGAGCUGAAAGCCCAGGGCAUACACCAACAGCCCAGCGGUCUUCAAGGCCUGACCGUACACUCUCUAGCAUCACUACUAUAUCUUCACGCUAGCGCCAUCCACGCCACCUUGGCCUUUGUUACCUCACCUAUGUCUUCUGGUACCCAUCGUGCUGUGGCCAGUAAGGCGCUUCAGUACACAAUUAAUAUAUCUGGAAGGAUAUUGCAAUGGAUCUCUAGCAUGCCUCUAAACGCUCUACAAGUCCUGUAUAGUAGGGGUCCAGGUAUGCUGCCCUCUAUCAUCUAUGAACUCCGCACACUUCUCCUCCCCAAUCUGUACACAGAAGAUUGGACUCUUGGGCUAUCUAAGUUUGAGUUACAGUUUUCCAAUCUGGAGCAAUUGACCAAUCAUUUCCUUGCAAGGUUGCUCAAUCAAACAAGAAGGGCUCUGCUAAUUACAGAUCAGGACGUGCGCACCAUAACCAUGGGCUUAGUCAGAGAUCCGGAUGCAAUCUACUUGUUGUCUGGCAUAUUGAACAGACCACAGGUGAGCGAGCCGCCGCAUGCAUCAGCAGUGACCACAUGUGGAGAAAGUGAGUUGGGAGCGGACGGGGUCCGUGAGUUGGACGAUAUUGGCCCGGGGGUCUAUCUGACUGGAAGCCAGGAUAAUCAGCUCCCCCGGAAGGCCUUUAGUAGGGACUGCACAUACGACCUGGAGGACCAGGACAAUGAAAGGCUAGCUGACUAUUUUGAGAAUGACAGUGGAGACAUGCCCAUUGACGAGGGAUUUAUCUAA